Molecule: messenger RNA, 2630 nt
Organism: Gastrolobium bilobum
Lineage: Eukaryota; Viridiplantae; Streptophyta; Magnoliopsida; Fabales; Fabaceae
Product: beta-amylase 8
Exons: 10
Coding region: 70-2049 (659 amino acids)
Biological process (GO): polysaccharide catabolic process
Molecular function (GO): beta-amylase activity
Source: RefSeq, a predicted model, not a curated record
AGUAAGGAAAGAGAGUGUGUGUGGACUGUGGAGUGUGAAGUCUAAACGGAGAAUGGGAGAAUUGUGACGAUGGAGAACAUAAACGACGAUGGUUCCGCACAAGAUCUCGAUCCUCAAAGCGACCAUAGCUCCGAUUAUUUAGCUCACUCACAACCUCAGCCUCAGCCUCGUCGACCGCGCGGCUUCGCGGCGGCUGCAGCUGCCACGGGGACCAAUUCCGCCGGAAAAGGGAAGAAGGAGAGGGAAAAGGAGAAGGAGCGCACGAAGCUCAGGGAGCGACACCGUCGAGCAAUCACGAGCCGCAUGCUGGCUGGGCUCCGUCAGUAUGGGAAUUUCCCUCUGCCGGCGCGUGCCGACAUGAAUGAUGUACUCGCCGCUCUCGCGCGUGAGGCUGGUUGGGUUGUUGACACCGAUGGCACCACCUACCGCCAGUGUCCCCCUCCUUCUCACAUGGGAUCAUUUGCAUCAAGGUCAGUUGAAAGUCAACUCUCUGCUGGUUCUUUGAGAACUUGCUCUGUUAAGGAAACGCUAGAGAAUCAGCCACCAGUCCUUAGAAUUGAUGAAUGUUUGUCGCCUGCUUCCAUUGAUUCUGUUGUAAUUGCAGAAAGGGACUCAAAGAAUGAGAAAUAUGCAAGUGCAAGCCCAAUCAAUUCAGCUGACUGCUUGGAGGCUGAUCAGCUUAUGCAAGAUAUUCAUUCUGGGGUGCAUGAAAAUGACUUUACUGGCACGCCAUAUGUUCCUGUUUACAUAAAGCUUCCAGCCGGUAUUAUUAACAAGUUUUGCCAGUUGAUUGAUUCUGAAGGCAUUAGGCAGGAGCUAAUCCAUUUGAAGUCUUUAAAUAUAGAUGGUGUUGUUGUGGAUUGUUGGUGGGGCAUUGUUGAAGGCUGGAGCCCACAGAAAUAUGUCUGGUCUGGUUAUAGGGAGCUUUUUAACAUUAUUAAAGAAUUCAAGCUGAAUUUACAGGUUGUUAUGGCAUUUCAUGAAUGUGGAGGGAAUGAUUCUAGUGAUGCAUUGAUUGCCCUCCCACAAUGGGUUUUGGAUAUUGGAAAAGACAACCAGGAUAUAUUCUUCACAGAUCGUGAAGGACAGAGGAAUACUGAAUGCCUUUCUUGGGGAAUUGAUAAAGAGAGAGUUCUCAAAGGCAGAACUGGAAUUGAGGUCUAUUUUGAUAUGAUGAGAAGCUUUCGGACAGAAUUUGUUGACCUGUUUGCAGAAGGUCUGAUUUCUGCCAUAGAAAUUGGACUUGGAGCAUCUGGGGAGCUGAAAUACCCUUCUUUCUCAGAAAGGAUGGGAUGGAGGUAUCCUGGUAUCGGUGAGUUUCAGUGCUAUGAUAAGUACCUGCAACACAGUCUACGCAGAGCAGCCAAAUUACGUGGUCACUCUUUCUGGGCUAGAGGACCAGAUAAUGCUGGACACUACAACUCUAUGCCACAUGAAACUGGAUUCUUUUGUGAACGAGGUGAUUAUGACAACUAUUAUGGACGCUUCUUCUUACAUUGGUACUCUCAGACAUUAAUAGACCAUGCGGAUAAUGUGCUGUCUCUUGCAAGCCUUGCUUUUGAGGAAACAAAAAUAAUUGUCAAGGUUCCUGCUGUAUACUGGUGGUAUAAGACUCCUAGUCAUGCAGCAGAGUUGACAGCAGGAUAUCACAACCCCACAAAUCAGGAUGGAUAUUCCCCCGUGUUUGAGGUUCUGAGAAAACAUGCAGUCACCAUGAAAUUUGUCUGCUUAGGAUUUCAUAUUUCCAGCCAGGAAGUUAAUGAAUCAUUGGUUGAUCCGGAGGGAUUGAGUUGGCAGGUAUUGAACUCAGCUUGGGAUCGGGGGUUGAUAGCUGCUGGAGAGAAUGCACACCUUUGCUACGAUAGAGAAGGGUACAAGAGAUUGGUUGAGAUGGCAAAGCCCAGAAACGAUCCUGAUCACCGUCACUUCUCCUUCUUUGUUUAUCAGCAACCAUCUUUGCUUCAGGGAAGUGUUUGCUUGUCAGAAUUGGAUUUCUUCAUCAAAUGCAUGCAUGCUAUGCUUGCAGGUGAGAUGACAGGAGAUAUGUAAUGGCUGCAAAAUUUUACUUUUUAACUGUAGGCCAUUGAAUGGGUCGCAAUUACCCACUAUGCUUGAAAAUAUCUGGUUGUCUGAUCUCAUGGCAGUGUAGUGUCAUCUGUAAUAAUGCUAUCUAUAUAUAAUAUUUAUAGGCUUCAAGGUAUGGCUAUCUACGCCCCAGGCAUCGACAUACCAUAUUGGAUAAGUGCUUUAGCAAGCUUUGCAAAGCUAGAGGCUAAGUUCUAUGGAUUAUCAUAGUGAAAAAAUUAAAAAAAUAAUUCAUUCCAAUCUAUCUUAUCGACAAAAAUGGGUAAUUAUGAAAUAAAUUGUGUGGUAAGAUUUUAUGAAUAACAUUAUUGGGUAUAAUAAGAUGAAAUAAGUCUAAUUCUUACUUUGUCUAGACUCUGUUAUUCGAAAUGCAUUUUGGUUGUUCAAAAUCAAUUGAGCCCCUAACCUGAAUCUCAACGUGAUUAGAUAUUAGUCCAGUCCCCUAAGCAUGCAAUGAGUGCUACACCAUGGAUUCCUCAACAUGUUUUUUUUUUUCUUUUGGGUAAACCAACAUAUUGUUUUAAAAGCAGUGGAACUUGAAUUAU